AUGUCCAACACGCGCUACCUUCCACAUGCAUAUCAACAAUACGAAGCAGCUUUACGAUACUCAUCCGCCGCGCUUUCAGAAAUUUCUCCGUCAAAUUGCAAUGCCCUCUACGCGUGUGCCGCCCUUGGAUUCAUUUUUGAACUUGGAAGUACUCACGACUCGAAAAGUCUUCUCUACGCCUCUGAUGGAGCUCUCGCGCCUUGGUUUAUCCACGUCCGUGGCGUGAGGACGAUUAUCCAUUCAUCCUGGCAUCAUCUGGAGUCCGGUGCUUUGAAGCCAAUCUUCCGUCGUCAGUUUCAAAAUGGGAACGUGGCAGGGCUCGAACAGAACUUACACGGGUUCAUGGAGCAUAUACGGUCCACCGAGCCUGAAGACGAGGCUUUCUCCGUAUAUUAUCCAGGAAUCGACCCCGAACAAUGGCGCUUAGCAACCCGCAAAGCCGAUGCGUUCAUCGCAGAAUUGAAAAUCACCGAAAAGGCCGCAUUACUCACUGGCAACCUCAGUGACCUUGCAUGUGGCGGCGUCAUCAAUGCUAUCCCGCGUCUCAACUUCUCUGGCCUCUGUCUGCAAGAUGGACCAUCUGGUAUCCGCACAGCAGAUCUAGCAAGCGUCUUCUCAGCUGGCGUCUCAAUUGGAGCAACCUGGGAUCCAGAGUUAAUGUAUGAGAGGGGACGGGCAAUGGGCCGGGAGUUUCGGGGAAAGGGAGCCCAUGUGCUAUUGGGACCUGUUACAGGCCCCCUAGGACGCAACCCCCUCGGAGGCAGGAAUUGGGAAGGUUUCUCAGUUGACCCGUAUCUCGCCGGUAUCGCAGCCAGCGCCACCGUGCGUGGAAUCCAGGAUAGCGGCGUACAAGCCUGUGCAAAACACUUUAUUGGAAACGAGCAGGAGACACAGCGAUCAGACGGGUUUAUCAACGGCGUACAUGUUGACGCUGUUUCAUCCAAUAUCGACAACCGGACACUCCGUGAACUAUAUGCGUGGCCAUUCGCCGACGCUGUGCGCGCAGGGACAGCAUCAAUAAUGUGCUCCUACAACCGGCUCAACAAUAUUUACGCCUGCGAAAAUAACGAAGCCCUCAAUGGGAUGCUGAAAGAUGAGCUUGGCUUCCAAGGAUAUGUUAUGUCUGACUGGUUCGCGACUCACUCUGGUGCAAAGGCCAUCAAUGCAGGCCUGGACAUGUCUAUGCCCGGUCCUAUCAGUCAGUACGAUCCUACAAGCUCUUACUUUGGUGCGAACCUUGUCAACGCAGUUGAAUCCGGUGAUGUCUCAGCGGAAAGACUUAACGACAUGGUUCGCCGGCUCCCUGCCGAUAUGUCCAUCCCACCCUCACGAGACGUGCGGGCGAAUCAUGGCAAACUAAUUCGCAAGCAUGGCGCGGCUGGUACAGUGCUCCUCAAGAACACAAAUAACACACUCCCCCUCAAAUCCCCCCGCAUCAUCGCCGUCUUUGGCAAUGAUGCCGAGGAUAUCUCUCGCGGCUCUGCCGUCCCACUAGGCCCAGCAUAUGCGCCACCGCAGGGCGUCGAAAUGGGCGUGCAAGCUAUGGGCGGGGGUUCCGGGUCUGGUCGUCUGUCGUACCUCGUCUCACCCCUCGACGCGCUCAGGUCACGCGCCGCGAGCUCCGACAACAACAUGCGAAUCCAGUAUGUCACGGACAAUAGUGUUGUCGCGAACGCCGACUUCAGCGGCAUCUAUCCCUUCCCCGACAUCUGCCUCGUAUUCCUUAAGAGCUACGCUACAGAAACCAUCGACCGCUCUAGCUUCGAGGCAGAUUGGAAUUCCACCGCCGUCGUCAACGCUGUGGCCUCUUACUGCCCAAGCAGAAAGACAGUCGUGAUCACACACUCGGCGGGUAUAAACACCAUGCCCUGGGCCGAGAACCCCAACGUAACUGCCAUCCUGGCUGCUCAUUACCCUGGCCAGGAGGCGGGCAACUCCAUUGUGGACAUUCUCUUUGGUGAUGUGAAUCCCUCGGGGCACCUCCCAUAUACAAUCGCGCAAAACGAGGCGGAUUAUCCCACCGCGUUGUUCAAUGUCACCGACCCGGCACAGGCGACGAAUUCUGCUGCUUGGCAGUCGAACUUCUCUGAGGGGCUGCUGAUUGAUUAUCGUCAUUUCGAUGCCAAUGAUAUCACGCCACUUUAUGAGUUCGGAUUUGGGUUGAGUUAUACUAGCUUUGAUCUGGCAAGGGAGUUAGAAGUAUAG
This is a messenger RNA of Aspergillus pseudoviridinutans, 2205 nucleotides long. RefSeq names its product glycoside hydrolase family 3 protein. The record is from RefSeq and is a predicted model, not a curated record. The coding region runs from base 1 to 2205 and encodes 734 amino acids. The transcript has 4 exons. Gene Ontology annotation, biological process: glucan catabolic process. Gene Ontology annotation, molecular function: beta-glucosidase activity. NCBI's taxonomy places the organism in Eukaryota, Fungi, Ascomycota, Eurotiomycetes, Eurotiales, Aspergillaceae.